UUUUGCGUUUAAAUCCCGAAGGCGGUGAUUUGAAGGAUAAUCGUUUUUGAAAUUCAUAUGGAAGUAGAGAAUUUUUUUGGCUGUUAUUUAUUAUGUUCUUUAAAUGAAAAACAUAAAGGAAAAACGUACAUAGGUUUCACCGUUGAUCCAAACAGGCGAAUAAAACAGCAUAAUAAAGGACUGAAAGCUGGUGGGGCAUGGAAAACAAACGACAAAGGACCCUGGGAUAUGGUUCUCAUAGUUCAUGGAUUUCCAAAUGAUGUAUCUGCAUUAAGGUUUGAAUGGGCUUGGCAAAACCCACUGAAAUCCAGGAGACUGCAUCAUGUAAGCAAGAAAGUACCCCAAGAAAAUGCCCUAAAGUACAGAUUCCGUGUUAUGUCUGAAAUGCUGAGAGUUGGCCCAUGGAAUAGACUCCCUCUUACUGUACAGUGGCUGAAUAUAGCUUAUAAGCAGGAUUUUGAUCUUUCAAGACUUCCUCCCUUGCAUAUACCUAUUUGUAUUGGUCCUAUUGAACCACGAAAAGUGAAGAACAAAGAUGAUGAUCAAGGAGAAGAUAUUUCUCUGAAAUUUUGUUAUUUGUGCGAUAAAAUAAUCACAAAAGAUGAUAAAAAGUUUGUAUGUUUCAGCAGAAACUGUGCGGAAAUAUUUCAUGUAUUAUGCUUAGGACGUCAUUUUAUCUCAUCAAAUGAAGACCCAAACUUCCUUCUGCCUAUUGAAAUUUCAUGUCCCAAAUGCAAUGUUCGAAUACUGUGGGGCAAUGUCAUACGUUAUGCUUCUGGUUGCUUUCGUGAAUCACCAGGUAUUUCUUGUGAUGUUCAAACAUGUACUAAUGAAAACACAGUGUAAAAAAUACUUUUGAAGCUUAUCUUUCUCCUCAAAAUGUAGAUGUUAUUAUAUAGGACAAUUAUCUGUAUUAUCAGACUUUAUUUUAACAUUAAAAAAAAAUUACUGAAUGUACCAGUAUGCAAAAUUUA
Molecule: messenger RNA, 974 nt
Organism: Stegodyphus dumicola
Lineage: Eukaryota; Metazoa; Arthropoda; Arachnida; Araneae; Eresidae
Gene: slx1
Product: structure-specific endonuclease subunit SLX1
Biological process (GO): double-strand break repair via homologous recombination
Cellular component (GO): Slx1-Slx4 complex
Molecular function (GO): 5'-flap endonuclease activity; crossover junction DNA endonuclease activity
Source: RefSeq, a predicted model, not a curated record